Messenger RNA from Exophiala mesophila, 2140 nucleotides. RefSeq lists its product as hypothetical. The transcript has 2 exons. The record is from RefSeq and is a predicted model, not a curated record. Lineage: Eukaryota; Fungi; Ascomycota; Eurotiomycetes; Chaetothyriales; Herpotrichiellaceae. Bases 567 to 1856 code for a protein of 429 amino acids. Gene Ontology annotation, molecular function: heme binding; monooxygenase activity; oxidoreductase activity, acting on paired donors, with incorporation or reduction of molecular oxygen.
GUCGCACCGCCAGAGGGUCCUUUCUUCCCUGUCGAUGCCAUCAACUUUUACGCAGGAAUAUGACAAGAUGGGCCUGAACUCUGACAGUUUGCACAUAUUCCUUCCAAGCCACCUGUAUCCGAUAUCAUUUGUGAUUGUCGGCAUUGUUGGAGCCCUCGUUUGCUUGAUCGUUUCUCACUUUGCUCGACGACAGAAGACAGUGUUGCCAGACUUACCGUGGGUCGGCAACAAUAGCACUAGAUGGUUUGGCAUUCUUCGGACGAGAUGGUGGACAAUGUUAAAUUACGAGAGUGCAUUAGCCCUCGCGUAUCGAGAGUAUGGCCAAAAGGAUAAGGCAUGUAUCCUCGGCACUCUGGACGGGGAAGUUGUAUUGCUCCCACCAUCCAGUAUUCCCUGGUUGAUCUCGCAACCCUCGCAUAUCCUUUCCGUCAACGGUGCACACAAGCACAUCUUGCAAACAAAGUACUCUUUCCCGCGACCCGAGAUUAUGGACCCCACGGUCCAUUUUGAUGUGAUCAGAUCUGAACUUACACGUCAAAUGUUUUCCAUCACGUCCGAGGUAAGUGAUGAGAUGCGGGCGGCCAUCAGCGACGUAUUUGGAGAGGAUCCCAACUCCUGGAGAGAAGUCAAGUUGUUUGAUGCAGUCAUCAAGAUUAUCGCCAGGACGAGUAAUCGUGUAUUUGUGGGUCUGCCUCUCUGUAAGUCCGUGUCGUUCCCAAGCGAAACUUAACUCCUUUUCUGAACCAUCGGAGUUGUUUCUGUGUUGUCACUUGAUCGUCGUGCCUUCUGACUUGCACCCAAUGUCUUAUGUAGGUCGAGAUGAGGAGUAUCUGCAGAACGCGAUCGGAUUUGCAGAAGACAUUGCCCUCUCCGCCACGGUGCUUCGAUUGAUGCCCACGUGGCUUCUACCGGUAGUCGCACGUAUUACAACCCACUCCAAUAGGAAGCACGCACGAGCAUACACCGACAUUCUUCGUUCCGAGGUUCUUCAUCGUCAAAGUUCGGAGCAGCAGCAGGUGGCAGAAAAGCCAGGGGUUAUCGCUAAGAAUGAUUUCCUGCAGUGGCUCCUCACUCGUUCGAUAAACAGAGAUUACGGCCAAGGCCCUGAUGAGACAGACCCUGAGAUAAUAUGUGCAAGAUUAUUGCACACCAACUUUGCCAGUGUCCACACUACAGGAUUCAUUGGUACAAACGCAAUAUUGGACAUUCUGGCUGCGCCAACAUCUGACCAAGUCAUUGAAACCCUUCGCCAAGAAGCUCUUGAUACCAUUGACACCGAGUCGGGGCUCGAAUCCAAAUCCUCGUUGUCCUGGUCGAGAGCUUCGCUGCAGAAGCAGCACCUUUUCGAUUCAGUACUGCGAGAGUCUGCUAGGAAGGCAUCGAUCAUUGGCGUUGGAGUCAACCACUAUGUCGUGGCCCCGGAAGGCAUUACAACCGCAGAUGGGAUCCACCUCCCACAAGGCUGCAUGCUUGCAACCCACAGCUGGGGAUUGCACCAUGAUGAAGACAUCUACUCUGAUGCGCGCCGGUUCAAAGCAUUCCGCUUCGCCGAGAUGUGCAAGAACAGCCCCGGCGAUUUUGACGAUGGCAACAAAUUUCCGGAUGGAGGGAAUCUUCAGUUUAUUGCGACCAGCGAGCGAUACCUCGGGUUUGGGCAUGGCAGGCACGCGUGUCCUGGCCGAUUCUUCGCAAGCGCCGAGCUGAAGCUGUUGUUGGCGUACCUCUUGGUACACUACGAUCUGGAGAUUGUCGGUGCAAAGAAGGGGGAGAGACCACCUUGCUUCUGGGCCGGGCCCAACCAUGUACCGCCUAUGAGUGCCAGAGUCAAAGCCAGAAGGAGGAGGUCUGUGACUUGAUUGAGAACGAGACGACGAGGUACAGAUACCAAUGACGCGCACAGACUGCGCGUCAACUGUUGAGAUCAGCUCCGCAUUUCACUUGGGAGAAGGUCUAAAUGUUGAAUGGAAGAGGAUCAUGGAGUCUCCUUUGAAGCCCAUUGUCCAGUGAAGUGGGUCGCCGGUCAACUGAAUCUUGGUACCAAGUAGUCUCAGUUCAGGUUUGCUUCGACUGUCGCGGAAAGCUCUGACGUGACAUGCCGGGCAUUCCAAAAACCUUUCCCGUAGCUCACCACAAUCUCCUG